This is a messenger RNA of Triticum turgidum subsp. durum (durum wheat), 888 nucleotides long. Lineage: Eukaryota; Viridiplantae; Streptophyta; Magnoliopsida; Poales; Poaceae. The record is from the annotation of a GenBank genome assembly.
AUGGCCGGCGCCGCCGCGGAAGGGGAGGCCGUCGUCGGAAGGGGAGCGCGCCAGUCAGCCAAGGUCAAGGCCAAGGCCAAGGUCGCGGCCGCGGAAGGGGAGGCGAUGGGGCCUCGCCUCAGCCUUAGCCUUUCUCCGGAUGCUCUUGAUCUGAUUGCCAAGAGGGAGGCCUUGCUCUCGGAGUUGGCCUCGCUCUCGUCGGAGCCUUCGCCCUCGCCGCCGCUCCCUGCAGCUUCGUCGUCGCCCCUCUGGUCCCUCAUCUUGUCCCGUUGCCUACCAUCAUCCCUACAGCCUGAGCCUGCUCCAGAGCCUGAGCAAUUCGACAGGUUGGAACACAACUGGAACAGUUCUAUGAUGAUGUUGCCGAGCCCCUCCGAGGUAGCAGCAGCUCAAGAUCAUCAACUUGUCAUGGAGGAAUGCCUUCGCCACUAUAACCUAAAUCAUCCGGAAAAUGAGUACGUACCUGCCCCUGGCAAGGUGACCAGGUACAGCAGUCCUCACAAUGGCUCUUGCUGGACUCAUGGCAACUUCGUCGCUAGCCCCAAGCACUCCAGCUACUUCUCCUUACUGCCCCCUAGACCAACUCUCUUCUUUUAUGAGCUUGUUACCAAAGAUGGUUUUCAAGGAGUUGUUUCGUGCACCCCGCUAGAUGAGCCAGUUACUGAAGCCUACAGUUUGUUUGGCCUUCAUCUUGGGUGGGGAACUCGUCGUGAUGGCAGUUCGGAUUGCCUUUGCAAUACAUGCAACCGUCUUGUUGAUAGCGAGGUUCCUUGUGUGGGGAAAGCAUUUCCGUGUGGACAUUACAAGGCAGAGUGUGUUUGUCAAAUGUGCUAUCUUCAGUCUGAAGUGCUGCAUCCAUCGCCAGAAAAAUUUGCGUUUGGAAAAUGA